Melanotaenia boesemani (Boeseman's rainbowfish) is the source of this 1805-nucleotide messenger RNA. RefSeq names its product BLOC-1 related complex subunit 7 (gene borcs7). The coding region runs from base 52 to 363 and encodes 103 amino acids. Lineage: Eukaryota; Metazoa; Chordata; Actinopteri; Atheriniformes; Melanotaeniidae. Gene Ontology annotation, cellular component: BORC complex. The transcript has 5 exons. The record is from RefSeq and is a predicted model, not a curated record.
UUGUCGUCUGUUUUGACCCUCUCCGCGCACCGUUCUUCCACAAAAUACAAAAUGGCUUCAGCUGAGUCUCAGCCGCGAUUCGGCCAGUCUGUCAAAGGUUUAUUGUCCGACAAAGUCGGCUCUUGCAGCGGGGACGUGAUCGCGCUGACCCGCCAGGUCCUGAAGGGGUCCCGGAGUCAGGAGCUUCUCGGUCAUGCAGCCAGAAACAUGGUGAUUCAGGAGGACGCCAUUCUGCACUCUGAGGAUAGUCUGAGAAAAAUGUCCAUCAUCACGACUCAUUUACAGUAUCAGCAGGAGGCCAUCCAGAAGAACGUGGAGCACUCCAGAAACCUGCAGGACCAGCUCACACACCUGCUGAAGUGACCUAGACCUCUGUCUGAAUCAUUUCUGGACAAAACCAGGAUGAUUCUGAGGUUGACAUCAGUGGAUCAGAUCAAAGCACACGUUUAAUGAGAGGUGUGUGGUUGUGUUUGAAAAUUCAGUUAAAAACUUCUUCCCCAGGAUUCAGACACAUCUGUGAAGGUGUGGAAGAGGUGAGGAACCAUGGUUCUGAAAUGGUUUGUUGUUCCAUGUGAUAAAUGAUCUGUUUAAAACACACGAGCUGCAGGACACGGUCAGCAUGAGGGAAGAAAUCUUCAGCAGCAUAAACUACUGAAGCUUCACAUCUCACCUCUGCCAAGACUUUUUACACCUAAUUAUUCUCCUCAUUUAAGUGUGUAAAGAUCAUCAUCCAACCCUGACAGGUCCUCCUCUUCCUCAUCAACGUCCCAGUCCGACCCCGGCGAGAACAAGGACCCUCUGUCUAAAAGCACCUUCUAGUCUUCAGAGAUUUCUCACAUUUUAAGAUGAAACAAGCCUAAAAGUGAAAUAAUUCUUUAUUAUAACAAUAAUCAGAGGUAGAAAUGACCUUCAUCAGCUCAGUUUCAUGAUUAUGAGCGAAGGAACAAGCUUAUCAGCAGCCUGAAGGCCAAACAGCUGACUGGCCCUGACAGCAUCCCUGACAGCGUGACAAGUCUUCCUCCUUCAUGCUGCUAGUCUUCGUCAUGCCUUGCUGAAGAUGAGCAGACUGGGGGGGGGGGGGGGGGGGGGGGGGUUCCAGGUUGCAAGGCUAACCGACUAAAAGACUAAUCAUUUGUCCUCAGCGACCAUCAGCUGGUUGCUGCAUCAUGAGAUGAGUGUAAAAUGACCUGUAGUUCGUAUGUUUACCUCCAGACGGCCAUCUGUUGCUUCACUUUCAUUUGUGACCAAUGAAUGAAGCUGCAGUGGCUUUAAAGAAAGUGCCAAUUCCAUCAUCUGGAAGGACACAAAUCGAUCCACUUCUCACACUUAAAGUGUCCGAUGUUACAGAACAGAGCGUUUCCUGCAGUUACUGUUUCUGUUUUCCUGUGAGAUCGGUGGUUAUCUUCAGAAAAUUUUAUUAAUCCCUCUGGGAGGUUCCCUCAGGGAAACUGAUGCUCCAUUAUACUCAGCACUGUUAUACUAUCUUAGCUCAAAUGACAAGUGUGUUUAGGAUUGGGUCGGGUAUAUGUUUUUCUAAACUUACACAUAGGGACGUCAUGAUUCGUGUGCAUGGUGUAGAAAGCGCUAUGUGGUCUUCCACGUCGACAGCAGCCUGUUCGGCUGUGGUGUGGUGCUCUCAGAGCACCACAUCCAUCCUCUACAGUCCAUUAAAAGGCUAUCGGACAGCCUGCUCCUCAUCUACAGCAACAAACUACUUUUAUCCCGGAGUUGAAUGAUGUAAUUCUGUGUGUAAAUGAUUGUACAGUCAUACAGUAUGUUGUAUUAUUAAAAGUAAUUAUGUGAUA